Molecule: messenger RNA, 138 nt
Organism: Phytophthora nicotianae INRA-310
Lineage: Eukaryota; Oomycota; Peronosporomycetes; Peronosporales; Peronosporaceae
Exons: 2
Coding region: 1-138 (45 amino acids)
Source: RefSeq, a predicted model, not a curated record
AUGAGGCACGUCACGGCGUACCUGAUGCUGUUUCUACCUCAAGGUUUCGCUCUCUACAGCACGUCUGCAGCAUACAAAGACGAAGUAUUUACGGGGAACAGUACUCAAAACACUCAGGAAGAUGCGCAAACUCGGUAA